This is a messenger RNA of Anolis carolinensis (green anole), 17363 nucleotides long. Its product is annotated as zinc finger BED domain-containing protein 4-like. The record is from RefSeq and is a predicted model, not a curated record. Gene Ontology annotation, molecular function: DNA binding. The coding region runs from base 7626 to 8567 and encodes 313 amino acids. Lineage: Eukaryota; Metazoa; Chordata; Lepidosauria; Squamata; Anolidae. The transcript has 2 exons.
AGUGGAUGAUGAAGCAGCUGCUCCUCCCUGUGGCCAGAAUCGAACAUCCCCUCAGGAGAAGGUUAAAUUGCCUCUGCGUCUGUGUCUGUCUCGGUUCUGUGUGUGUAUGGGCAUUGAAUGUUUGCCCUAUAUGUAUAUAAUGUGAUCUGUUUAUAUAUAUAUAAAUGGUUCUGUUUAUAUGGUUAUGCAUUUUAUAAUAGCUUUAUUCUUAAAAUCCAAAAUCCAAAAAUGCCCAUUUCUACCAAAUGAACCCAGGCAACAUCAGGUACUUAGGCAACAUUAUUUAUUUAUUUAUUUACAGUAUUUAUAUUCCGCCCUUCUUUCUCACCCUGAAGGGGACUCAGGGCGGAUCACAUUAUAUACAUAUAGGGCUAACAUUCAAUGCCCAUAUACACAUAGAACCGAGACAUCCACUGUGACAACACUUCCUCAUUCCAACGUCAUAAAUUAGUUAAAUUUGCCUCCCCACUUUAUAAGUGGUACCUUAUUUACUACUUGAUAGAUGCAACUAUCUUUCGGGUUGCUAGGUCAGCAACAAGUGGGGGCUAUUUUUUUUAAUUGACGGGUGCUCACCUCGCCACGGGAUGGCCUCGAACUCAUGACCUCAUGGUCAGAGUGAUUUAUUGCAGCAGGCUGCUCACCAGCCUGCGCCACAGGAUGUUGUGGAUGUUGUCCAUCUACAACCUUAUGCAUUUUAUUAAUGGGAUAAUUCAUUUUAAAAAAAUUAAAAUCCCCUUUCAAAUAACCCGGGCAUCGCCAGGUACCCAACCAGGUAUAUAGUAAUAAAUGUCAGUGUUUGUGGGUAUGUAUGUUUGUAUGUACAUAUGUAUGUAUGCGGCGGUGUAUACUUCCGCCCUGGGAUCUGACUCCCACAGACCACUGCAACCCCUCAUAAAAGAUGCAUCUGGAGCAGUUUGGACAAGGAUGGACCACGGAUGAAGGAAUUUGCAGUACCAUCACCUGCUUUACAGACCACACAACCCCCACCAAUGACAGACUAGGACCAAUCUUGGAACACAAACUCCCUAUGACUUUCAACCCUGGAGAAUUUGGUAAAUGAUGGAACAUGGAUGAUAGGAUCUGAAGUACCUUCACCCACAUCCAGAGACUAUUCCUAACCUCCUCAGUCAUGUAUCUGUACCAAAGACUGCACAGACCCCCAUGACUCCUCUUAUAUACUGCUGAGGUUUUUGGGAGGAUUGACCACAGGCGAUGGGAUUUCCAGUACCUUCAGCCCCAUCCAGAAACUACUGCAAACCCCAUCGGCCAUAGAUCUGCAUCAAUGGGCCCAUUCAUAAUAUCCAAAACAACUCAAUGUCCGCUACUAAUAACCCGGGCACCGCCGGGCCCCCAAGCUAGUCCCUAAUAAAAGUUUCAAUACCUUUUAACCUUCUCUUCUCAUGGUAGUUAUUAUGUAUCUCUUUCUUGACUCCAGCAUGAGAGCUUUCCCUUUUUUCCACUUGAAACUAGCCUCUCAUAAUAUACUCUCUUCCCUCUCAGGUUGCUGGCAGUCGCCAGCAGCUGGCUAAGCGUGGUUCCUUUAAACCGCAGUUAUGGAGAUCCCAGGACCUCCGUAACCACGCAUUAACAGAUUGACACCAAAUUCACACCACUUCUUUCUGAACUAAUCCUAAGCAUAACUGCUAUCCUGCUUUUUGCAUUUGGAACUCCUCCGCUCCAGGAAUCACCUUUAUUCCUAUAAGAGUCAAAUUUAAAGAGACGACAGCUGAUUAUCAAAGGAACCUCUCUACCGCUGUGCUGAUGUAUCACUGCCGUUCCCUCAGAUCGUGAAGUUCGGACUGCAUGGUGGGCACGGAGGGGGGAUCACCCAAAGGUCUCCUCAUGCCCCGGCCAGCGAUCACCACCACCAUUGACCCUUUUAAAAUGGACUUUGGCCAGCUUGGACUUGAUUCAUGGACACUUAUUGAAGCCUUUCCUUUUCCUUGGAUUUCAUGCCUUCCUAUGUGACUUAUAAGAUUACACUUACUCUUUGGGGGUGGGAGUGGGUGAAUAUGAUUCCUGAUCCUCUGAAUGUAUCCUUAUAUGUGUCCUUUCCCCGUAUCCCCCAUAUAUGAUCUAUUAUAUGAAAUACUAGCUGUGCCCGGCCACGCGUUGCUGUGGCGUUAUCUGGUGGUGUUGGUGAGAAAUUUGAGUUAGUGGUGGUAUUGAAUGUCUGUUGUAUGGUUGCCUUUAUGUUUAGUAUGUAUUUGGUUGUUUGUGUAAUGUGAAAGUGGUGAGAGUAGAGGGGGUCUUUGUCGCUGUGUAGUAUUGUAUAGUAUGCAUACAUUGUCCAAGUAUUGUGAAUGGUUAGAUUGUGUCUUGGUGCAUAGUAGAAAGGGUUGGGGUGGAUGGCCGUUAGGGGUGUGUCCAAAUUAUUGGAUGGUAUAGUUCUAUGAUUAUUAUUAAUAUUAUUGUUGCUGUUAUCAUCAUGAUUAUUAUCUUUAUUAUCAUCAUUAUUAUUAUAUAGUGGGUGGAUGGCCAUCUGUCAGGAGUGUUUGAUUGUGUGGUCUUGCAUGGUAGAAGGAGGUUGUACUGGAUGAUUCUUAGGGCUGUCUGGAAACAUGAAGAUUCCGUGAUAUUGUUAUUAGCAUUAUUAUUAUGAAGAGGCUGUAUGGCCAUCUGUUGGGAAUGUUUGGAUUGUGUUUUCCAUGGCAGGAAGGGGUUGGACUGGAUGGGCUUUAGGGGUCUCUCCUAUCUCUGUGAGUGUAGGAUUCUAUUAUUAUUUUUAUGGUGGAGAUUGUGGAGAUAUUGGAUGGCCAUCUGUCAGGAGUGUUUGGAUUGUGUGGUCUUGCCUGGUAGAAGGAGGUUGUACUGGAUGAUUCUUAGGGCUGUCUGGAAACAUGAGGAUUCCAUGAUAUUGUUAUUAGCAUUAUUAUUAUGAAGACGCUGUAUGGCCAUCUGUUGGGAAUGUUUGGAUUGUGUUCUCCAUGGCAGGAAGGGGUUAGACUGGAUGGCCUUUAGGGGUCUCUGCUAUUUCUGUGACUGUAGGAUUGUAUUAUUAUUUUUAUGGUGGAGAUUGUGGAGAUAAGCACCAAAACAUCAUGUUAGACAACACAUUUGGUAGAAAAAGUAGUUCAAUAUGCAGUAAUGUUAUGUUGUAAAUACUGUAUUUAGGAAUUUAGCAGCAAAAUAUCAUGAUAUAUUGAAAACAUUGACUACAAAAAUGGCUUGGAUAAUCCAGAAACUUGGAUAAGCGAGGCUUGGAUAAGUGAGACUCUACUGUAAAUAAUUCGGAUGAUGGGCGGGCGCUAGGAUCCAGGGGACAGCCUUUUCCCAUUGCCUGCCUUUCCUCUCCCCUGCCGGCCAUGAGGCUUUCUCUUUCCCUCCCGGCAUGGCUCCCAAUGGUGCGUUGUGGGUUCUGUCCAUGUGGAGGUGCAUGACGUGAUUUUGCGUUGUUUCAACCUUAAGGCGUGGAUGAUGGGUUGUGUUGUCAAAUUUCGAGGUUGGGGGGCCUUUACUUUUGUUGUUUUGCUUGGUGCCGCGAUUCCAUCACCCUUUGAUAUAUAUAGAUUAAGAUCCACCUCCAUUUGACCUCAGCUGCCGCAUUCCUGAGAGGGGAAAUCCUCUUACAAAAGGACUCAAUCAAACACAUUUGCAUGAACAAUGAACAAUGGACGUUCCUCCCAAACCUCAGAGCAGACCAUUUGAGUGUGGUGCCCGCUUGGUAUUGUCUUGUCAUAUUCAGAUCUGGGAUGAUUUCGCCUUCGGAAAGCCAAGAUCGUCCUAACUGUGUUGUCGAAGGCUUUCAUGGCCGGGAUCACAGGGUUGUUGUAUGUCUUUCAGGCUGUGUGGCCAUGUUCCAGAAGUAUUCUCUCAUGACGUUUCGCUCACAUCUAUGGCAGGCAUCCUCAGAGGUUGUGAGGCAUGGAUAAACUAGGCAAGGAAAGGAAAAAAUAUAUAUCUGUGGAGAAUCCAGGGUGUGACAAGAGCCCUUUGUCAGUUGGAAGCCAGCGUUAAUGUUUCAGUUAAUCACCCUAAUUAGCAUUAGAAAGGUUUGUCUCUUGCCUGGGAGGCAUCCUUUGUUCAGAGUCAUUAGCUGUCCUUGGGGCUCCUCUGCCCUCAGAGUGUUGCUUCUCAUCUACUGUUCUGAUUUUUGAGUUUUUUAAUACUGGUAGCCAGAUUUUGUUCAGUUUCAUGGUUUCCUCCUUUCUGUUGAAGUUGUCCACAUGCUUGUGGAUUUCAAUGGCUUCUCUGUGUAGUCUGACAUGAUAGUUGUUGGAGUGGUCAAGCAUUUCUGUGUUCUCAAAUAAUAUACUGUGUCCAGGUUGGUUCAUCAAGUGGCUGAUUUCUCUGGUUGAGUGAGUCUGCAGUGCCUUUCAUGUUCUUUGACUCGUGUUUAGGCGCUACAUUUGGUGGUCCCUAUGUAGACUUGUCCACAGCUGCAUGGUAUCCGGUAGACUCCUGCAGAGGAGAGAGGAUCCCUGUUGUCUUUCGCUGACCGUAGCAUUUGUUGGAUUUUCUUUGUGGGUCUGUAGAUGUUUGUAGGUUUGCUUCUUCAUCAGUUUGUCUAUGCGGUCAGUGGUUCCCUUGAUGUCUGGUAAGAACACCUUUCCUCUGGGUGGAUCUUUGUCUUGACUCUCAUGGCUUGCUCUUGGCCUUGCAGGUCUUCUGAUGUCUGUGAUGGAGUCUCCAUUGGCCUAUAGAGCCCAGUUGAGGUGGUUUGGUUCACCUUGGAGGAGGUGAGGUUCGUACAUUCUUUGUGCACGGUCUGUCAGGGCUUUGAUUGUGCUUCUUGUUUUGACUUGGGUGAUGGUUUGAGUUUUUAUGAAGGUAUCUAUCGGUGUAUGUAGGUUUUCUGUAAACUGUGUAGCCCAAUUGUUGAUUGGGUUUGCGGAUGACCAAAACAUCUAGAAAUGGCAGUUUUCCUUCCUUUUCUUUUUCCAUGGUGAAUUGGAUGUUUGGGUGGAUGCUGUUAAGGUGGUUCAGGAACUUGCUGAGUUCUUCCUCUCCAUGGCUCCAAAUGGUGAAGGUGUCAUCUACAAAUCUGAACCAUACAGUUGGAUUUUUUGGUGCUGUUUCUAGCGCCUGUUUUUCAAAGUGUUCCAUAUAGAAAUUUGCUACUGGGCUGAGAGGGCUCCUCAUGGCCACUCCAUCUUUCCGUUCAUAGAAUUCAUUGUCCCACUGAAAGUAGCUAGUGGUGAGGCAAUGGUGAAACAGGGCUGUGAUGUCUUCUGGGAAGUUUUGUUUGAUUAGUGUGAGGGUGUCAGCUACUGGGACCUUGGUAAAUAGGGACACCACAUCGAAGCUGCGAACUAUAUCAAGGACUCAACACACUUCAUAGAAAAGAUCAGCAACCUCAAGCUAAGCACCAAGGACAUCCUGAUCAGCUUCGAUCAGUGGGACAAUGGAUUCUAUGAACAGAAAGAUGGAGUGGCCAUGAUAGAGUUACAAGCUGAGUAGAUGCAGGGAAUGUCGUGGAUGGAACGUAUCUGGAUUUCAGGAAGGCUUCAUGAGGAACGUCUGAAAGAGCUGGGCAUGUUUAGCCUGCAGAAGAGAAGGCUGAGAGAAGACAUGAUAACCAUGUAUAAAUAUGUGAGGGGAAGUCAUAGGGAGGAGGAAGCCGGCUUGUUUUCUGCUGCCCUGAAGAGAGACUAGGACACAAUGGAGCAAUGACUCCAAACUACAGGAAAGAAAGGUUAUUCCAUCUGAACAUGAGGAAGAACUUCCUGACUGUGUGAGAGAGCUAUUCAAUGGAACUCUCUCUCUGUCCUAGAGUGUGGUGGAGGUUCCUUCUUUGGAGGCUUUUAAGCAGAGGCUGGAUGGUCAUCUGUCAGAGGGUGCUUUAAUUGUGAUUUUCCUGCUUCUUGGCAGAAGGGGGUUGGACUGGAUGGCCCACGUGGUCCCUUUCAACUCUAUGAUUCUAUGGUUCUAUCCCAUUCCUCUUAUAUCUCUUCUUUCUGCAUGUUUGGUCAUUUGUUCAAGGAAGGCUUCAUCCAGUUCUUCAGUCUGGUUUAGAGGCCUGUAGUAGACCCCCACAACUAUAUUUAUUUCAGUCCUUAUUCCCUUAAUUUUUAAAAAAUAUUUUUAAUUGAAGUUUUACCUUAUAAGAUAGAGUAAAUUAACAUCGAAAGAGUGAGAACAUUUGAUUGUAUAGAAAGUAGGAAAACUGAGAUUAAAAAAGGAUCAAAAAGGAGAGAGAGAAAAAAACCAAAAAACAAAAACAAAGCUAGUGUCCAUAUUUAUAUAAAAAUAAAAAUAAUAAAUCUAAACAAAUGGUGAUAUGAAAAUGCAAAAGUACUUGGCAAAGAAACACACCAAAAAGCAAAAACAAAAAGCAUUAGCACUGGCAUUAAACACUUUGAAUAAAAUCGCUAGGUUAGAAGCAGAUGACAUUGGAAAUGGUCUAACAAAGAACUGCCAAAAACUGUUAAAGUUAAACUAAACAAUCAUUGUUGUUCCAGUACAACAGUUGGAAAAUGAAAUAAUAAUAGUAGUAGUAGUAGUAAUAGUCAGGAUUUACAAGCAGUAUGUCAUCAUUUGGUUAACAGAGAGAUAUAAAAGAAUAAUAUAAUGUGCAUUUAUGAUAAGUCUAUUUUUCAUUGAGGCUACUAAUUAGGCUUGCUCAAAAAAUUCGAUUCCUCCGUAUGUCGUAUGCAAUUCGUUUGUUUUGUUGCUUUUGAAGCGAUAUUCGACGCGGAUUUUCCCGUCGUGUGGAUCCUGCGGUAUUGAACCGUCAUGGCCUAUUUUUCUGAUGUCAUCGUAUUUUUUUUCGGAAGCAAAGCAAGCAUUUGCAAAUCGCCCAAAUUUGUUUUGGUGCACUGGGUCAACCUAGCCUGUUGUCUCCUCCCUGUGGCCAAUCGGAGAGCACGUUGAACUUAGGGGAGGGGCUUGUACGUCCUCAAUGAAAAGAGCCUGCAGGGUGCCUCGUGGCUCAUUCGUGCUGGGGAUCUGGAGAGGGUGGUUGGGCUUAGCUCAGUGUGGUUCCAGGCAAGAUUUUUCUGCUGCGUCACAGACUAGCUUCCUUGCCAAAGAAGAUUGGGAAAAGGGUGGGUGUUUUGGGAAAAGGGUGUUUUUUAAAAGGGCCUGUGGGGUUUUUUUCCCACCAGCUUCGUGUUUGCCCGCCAGCGCUGUUAUUUUCCUGCUGCACCAUAUUGUCUGGGUGGGGGGUGGGGUGGGCUUUUAGUUUUUAGUAAUAUUUUUUCGGUUAAAGAAUAAAAGUAAGGAGCACUUAUUUCAGGAGCUUUUUUGGGGUUUCUGAGGAAACGUUUCUUUGUAUAUUUUUUAAGCAUUAAGCAGAGUUACAAAUACAGGAAGUCCAAUUUUCCAAUUUUCGUUUUGCAAAGUCUGGCAUAUACUAGAAUUCCCCAUGAUCCCCAUAAGACGAACUUGGGGAUAAGGGGCCUGGAGUUUUUCCUUUGUUUGGUUCUAUUUCAAACCUUGCUGGUCUCCUAUAACACAGCAGCUCGUUUUGUAAAGUCUGGCAUAGAAUAAAAUUCCCAUUAUCCCCAUAAGAAGAACUUGGGGAUAAGGGGCUCGAGAUUUUCCUUUGUUUGGUUUUAUUUCAAACCUUGCUGGCCUCUUAUAACACAGCAGCUCAUUUUGCAAAAUCUCCACUCACUACUGACAGUGAGGAGGAGGAAGAUGAAAUAGUACCAUCAAAUCUUGGACUUUCUCGGGCUGCUGUUAUGACGCCCACGACUCCAACCUCCCCCUGUCCCAUCGGCAGCACUCAAAGUUCCCUGGGCAUUGGCGCUGUGGCAAUGGGAAGGCCAAGGUCUUAUAUUUGGGACCAUUUUAAUGUCCAUGCUCAGCGUGCCACUUUGGCAGUUUGUAGGCACUGUGGGGCAAAUAUCAGCAGCAGGAGAGACCCGAGACAUCUUGCAACCUCACGGUUGAGCUCUCACAUGAAGCAGCAUCACCCCACUAUAUUGAUAGGAGGGGGAGCCGCAAGCCCUUGCAGUGGUAGCAUAAGCACACAAAGUUCUCCUUGUUUAGAGGGUGGGAGGAAGACACAGGCCACCUUGGAGGAUUGGGGUCUACCAUUAGCCAGGAAGAGAACGUGGGAAAUGUUACCCACACCCCACCACAUAACCCAAUGUGUGGGAGAGAUGAUGGCCCUCGAUCACCAUCCAUUCCGCAUGGUCGAGCAAUAUGGCUUUGUUCCCCUGAUGGAACUCCUGUGCCCCCGCUACAAAAUCCCCUCCCGUCACACCUUUUCCCUAACAGUUAUACCCGGCUUUUAUGAGGGCUGCAAGGAACGCAUUGUCCAGAUGUUGCAGAGCGUCAUGGGAGGACACAUCCAUUUUACCUCUGAUAUUUGGUCGAACUUGGUAGGAGGCCAUUCCUACCUCUCUCUGAUGGCGCAUUGGUGGGAGAAAGAAGGCAGUAUGGAUACAUCCCAUCAUUGGGCACUCCUCACUAUGGAGGUAGUUGAUCGUGAUCAUAAGGCUGACACCAUCUGCAGCUAUCUUGAAAACAUGAUGCGGUGGAUGUGGUGCAGGCCAAAAGAAAUGAGGAGAGAGGCGCUCCUCUCGCUCCCGCCUUUGUCUCAAAUGCGGCUGGUGGGGACGAGGGAGAGGGCCUUCUCGGCAGUGGCCCCCAUCCCGGCUCUGGAACUCUCUCCCUAAGGAGAUCAGGUUAGCUCCUUCUCUGCCCAUUUUCCGUCGGGAAUUGAAAACAUGGUUGUUCCAGAGCGCGUUUAAAUGAACAGGCCCAAAAGAGCCGUUAUGAGAAUACUUCUUUCUGUUUUGAAAGCAUAUGGCACUUUAUUACUGCUACUUAUUUCCAUGAUACAGCACUUUAUGAAACCUGUCCCCACUGGGUUGCUUUUAAUUACUCUGAUUUUAUCUGCUUGGAUUUUAAUGUAUUUGUCCAUUAAUUUAUUUUGUGUAUUGUUGGAAUGUUUUAAGUUUAUGUUAAAUAUGUUGUUGUUGUUCAGGCUUGUCCCUGUUGUGAGCCGCCCCGAGUCCCUUCGGGGAGAUGGGGUGGGAUAUAAAAAUAAAGUUUAUUAUUAUUAUUAUUUAGAGGGUUCAUGGUGACUGACACUGGAAAAAAUAUGAUCAAAGCGGUGGAAAAUGCUGGCUUUACGAAUGUUACCUGCAUGGCCCACUUGCUUCACAAUACCAUCAAGGAAGGUUUAAAGAGCACCGAAGAGCAGCAGACCAACACCGCAAACAUCGCCCUGCUGAUCGAGUGCUGUAGAAAGAUUGCGGGCUACAGUAGAGUCUCACUUAUCCUUUGACCCAAAUUUUGCCGGAUGAUAUAGAACGAGCCCACUGGGCUUAUAGAGGUAGAAAAAAACCCAGAGACAUUUUGAUCCGAUUUUCAAGGGAGGCAACGAAGGAAAAGGUGUAUAAUCAGCUUCAGAAAAUAAAAGACCUUACCUUGGUAGGUAAAAAGGUCUGGCCUCUCCUGGAUCUUUCAUCAGAGACAUUGGAUAAAAGAGCACAGAUGAAAGAAAUUACAAAAGUCCUAGAGAGGAAGAACCAGCGAUAUAUUUGGGCUUUUCCUGCUACCCUGAUCAUCUAUAAAGAUGGAAAAUUAUAUAAAGCUACUGAUUUGGCUAGUGGAAAGACCAUGCUUAGACUUCUGAGAUUUUGUACAGAAGGGGGAGUAUUGGAUGAGAUGGAGGAAUCAGAUAAUGAAGAGGUUAAUAGAAGUUUCAAAAGAAAGAAGGGGACUAAAAAGGCCAAGGACACUCUUCAGGCAGCUGGACAGAUAAGAUCAACAGAGCUGGAAGCUGCAGACAGAGGCGGGCAAAUAGAAUCAUGCUCGACUCAGAGUAUAUUUGUUAUUGGAGACUCGAUGAAUAGGGAAGGAGAGCAGGGACAAGAUUUACAAGAGACUAUAGACUUAAGAAAUUUGAAGGAAAUGGACUUAGAUCAAAUACAAACUUUGGAAAAACAAUUGAGACAACUAAAAAAGCAAAAGCUGAAAGAGGAAACAAGGAGAAUGGAAGCAAGAUCCAAGAUGUAAGGGGGAAAAAACCACUUUGAUAAACUGGGUUAAAUUUUUUUGCAGGAGUGGGAACUGGAGAAGGGCAACGCAGCCACCAAGAGGAGUCUGGGAAGGGAAGAGAAUAGAACUUUUUGAAUCUCGAGGGACAGGGAACUCACGAGGGGUAGCAAUUCUAAUCAAUGAAAAUGUUCUAUUUCAGGAGCUUGAUGUUCAAAAAGAUAGGGAAGGAAGAAGUUUUCGUGAAAGGGAAGAUAAAUCAGGUUUAAAUAACAUUAGCUGUGAUGUAUGCACCUAAUAGAAACACAAAACAGUAUAUAUUGAAUACAAAAAAGAAGCUGGAUAAUUAUGCUGAAGGGACAUUGAUUUGGGCAGGUGAUUUCAAUUUGGACUUAACUAAAAAAUAAAUAAAAAGCAAUAAAUGAAAAUAAGCUUAAUAUGGUGGAUGCACAUGCAAAUCAAAGUAUUAGGGAUACCUUUUAUUCAGCAAGACAUAAUAAAUUUAGCUGUAUAGAUUACAUCUUAUUAAAUAAUGCAAGCAAAGCCCAAAUAAAGAAGGUAGAAAGGAAACCAAUAUUUUUGUCAGACCACAGUCCUCUGAUUGCAACCUUGGGAUUGAGUAAUGAGAUUAGACAAAGAAUUUGGAGAUGUAAUCCGGUGGUAACAGAAAAAGAUGAAUAUAAAUUGAAGCUUCAGGAGGAGAUAAAAGAAUAUUAUAGAAUAAAUGAUAUUGGAGAGUUAUCUAAAACUGUGGUGUGGGACCUCAUUUAAGAGGUCAGUGUAUUAGUAUUGAGUCCUACAUAAGGAAACAUUGGAGAGAGAAAAGAAAAAUGUAUAAAAGAAAUUGAAUCAAUACAGAAACAAUUGUAUAGUAUAGUAUAUAAGUAGUAUAUUAGGCAGAAAAAGAAAGAAUUGGAAUUAAUGGAUGAGGUGCAAUGGAACUAAAUGAGACAGAGUGUGAGGCAACAAAUUAAUGGAUGGGGUGCAAAAUCAAUGAAACAAAUGGUGAGAUAUUUAAAGAGGAGAAAGGAAAAGUCAUGUAUAACAAAACUUAAAGAUAAAAAUGGAUUGGUGAAAGAUGGGAGAAAGGAACUAGAAGAAAUAAUGAGAGAUUUUUACAGGGAGUUGUACCAAAAAGAAUAGGUGAAUAAUUAAGAAAUAAAAUUUGGGAAUAAAGUAAAUGAGGAGGAUAAAAACAUGCUAAAUGAAGAAAUAACACAGGAAGAAGUAAUUCAGGUAAUUAAAGGACUGAAACAAUAUAAGGCACCUGGUAUAGAUGGAUAUACAGCAGAAUUUUAUAAGACCUUUAUGCAUGAGAUGGUACCAUAUAUGGCUGAAAUGUUUAAUGAGGUAUAUAUGAGAGGUAUUGUCCCGGAAACAUGGAAACUUUCUGAAAUUAUUCCAGUUCUGAAGCCAGAUAGACAACCAGAGCUCCCAGAAUCAUAUCGUCUGAUCCGUUUAGCAAACCAAGAUUAUAAGAUAUUCAUGAAAAUUAUAGCAAAUAAAUUGGAAAUUAUUCUACCAAAGAUUAUAGGAGAAGACCAAUAUGGUUUGUUAAAGGGCGGAGUAUAAGUGAACCAAUAAGAAAUGUUGUUAAUGCGAUUUGCCAAGCGACAAAAACAAAAAGAAAAUGGUCAAUUCUAAAGUUAGAUGUGUAUAAAGCUUUCGACAAAGUAAACCACGAAUAUCUGUAUAGAUUAGGUAAACAACUAAAUCUGGAGAAUAAUUUUUGUGAAAUGAUUAAAAAUGUAUAUAGGGAGAAUACGGCUUGCAUUAGAGUGAAUGGACAAAGAACAGAAAACAUUCAAAUUGAGAAUGGGACCAAACAAGGCUGUCAGUUAUCUCCAAUGUUAUUUGCUCUGGUAAUAGAACCCCUAGCAUAUAAAAUAAGGAUGGAUGAAACAUGGGAAGGGUAUAAGUUUGGGAGGAAGGAGGAGUUGAGAUUGAACCUAUAUGCGGACGAUGCAAUAAUAAACACAGAGACCAAGGGAAAUUAUUAAAUCAAUGAAAAUAAUAUUGAGGGAGUUUAAAAAAGAAUCAGGGCUAUCAGUAAAUAUGGAGAAAUCAGAGAUAUUAUUUAUCAAUACGCCCCCGAAGGAACAAUUAGAGAUAAGGAAGGAAUCAGGAUUAAAAUUGGGUAUUAAAAAGAUGAAGUAUCUGGGAAUUUGCAUAUAUAAGACACUUGAUAAAAUAAUAGAUGGAAAUUAUAAAAUGGCAUGGAAGAGAAUGUUAAAACAAAUGAGUAGGUGGAAGAAUAAAAAUUUGAGACAGAUGUCUAGGAUAAGGGCAUUGAAAAUAUUGAUAAUUCCAAAAAUGAUGUAUUUAUUUCAGGCUGUCCCAGGAAUUCCUCCCAUGGCAAAAUUAAAGGAAUGGGAUAGGAAACUAAAUUAUUGGGUUGAAGGGGGGAAGUAAGGAAAAAAUUGAUAAUUGCAAAAGAAAUGAAAGGGGGAUGGGGCUGUCCAUGCCUAGAGCUAUAUAGUGAUGCCUUCCAAAUCGAAAGAGCGAUAGAAUAACAAGUGACAAAUAAAAAAUGGGUGAGAUUUGAAAAGGAAAUGAAUAGAGUUAAUUGUGAAAAAAUUAUAUUUAGAAAAUGGGAUAAGAGAAAUAUAGAUAAAUUAAUAGGAUCAAUGAAAGGAACAAUGCAAGUGUGGAAGAAAUGGCAAGGGAGAAUAAGUAGCUUAAAAUCUAAAAUAUCAACAGUAUGGAUAAUGAAUAAGGAUAAAGAAUCAAAUAUGAAUAGAAAUAUUCAAAUAUUGAAGGAAAAAGGAAUAGAGAGAGUAGAACAACUAUAUGACAGAGAGGGAACGGUAAGAGAAAAUAAAAUUAAACAAUGGCUUGGACAAGAAAAUUGGUUACAGAUAAGAGCAAUCUGUGCAUAUUGCAAAAUAAAAGAAAAUAUUAAUAUGGUUAAGAGAGAAGAGAAUGCCUUUGAAAAGAUAAUAAGAGAAAAGGGAGAAGGAAAGAAGGCACAGGCCAGCAAAAUAUAUACAAUGCUGAUAGAGGCUGAUGGAUGUAUAAUAUGGGAUCUGAAAAGUAUGUGGGAAACGGAGUUGCAAAUCACAGAACAAAAGAUGAGAAAUGUGAGACAAUAGGGAUGAAAAGGAAUACUAUAGUACGAGAAAUAAGGAGGAAAAUAUUGCACAAAUUGUAUCGUACACCCUACAAUAAAAAGGGGAGUAGUCAGUGCUGGCAUGGAUGUCAUCAGAAAGGGCGGUUUAUGCACAUGAUGUGGGAAUGUGAAUAUGUACAAUAUUUCUGGCAGACUAUGCAAAAAGAGUCAAAUCCAAUACUAAGAAAUGAGUGGGUCAUAACAAAGGAAAUAGCGGUAUUAGGGAAAAGAGAGGAAACGGGAAAUAAAAGGGAAAUAAAAGAAGCAAUAAUUGAAUGUGCACAAGCAGUAAUAGUAUUAGGGUGGAAAGAUAAAUCAAAAUGGUCAGUAAGUAAAUGGUACCAAUAUAUGGUGGAGCAAAUGGAAUUUGAAAUUAUGAAUGUGAAACUAAAUGUUGUAAAAACUAAUGAAAAUAGAACAAGAGAAAUGGAAGAAAGAUGGACAAGGGUAAAGAACUAUAUCAUGAAUCAAUCUGGAGAUCAAGCCAUAAGAAAUAAGAUACAAAUGUUAUAUAGUAUAUAGGAUGAAAAUGGAUAAAGAUAAAGAUAUAAAGAUUAUCUCACGAAUAAACAAAUAUGUAAAAAGAAAACAAUCCUCGUGUUGGUGGUGGGAAUUGUAAAUGUUUUGUAUGUCUACGGUAUGUAUUUUUGUGUUUUAAAAAAUAAAAAUUUGUAAAAAAAAAAAGAGUCUCACUUAUCCAACAUAAACGGGCCGGCAGAACGUUGGACAAGCGGAUAUGUUGGAUAAUAAGGAGAGGUUAAGGAAAAGUCUAUUAAACAUCAAAUUAGGUUAUGAUUUUACAAAAUAAGCACCAAAACAUCAUGUUAUACAACAAAUUUGACAAAAAAAGUAGUUCAAUACGCAGUAAUGCUACGUAGUAAUUACUGUAUUUACGAAUUUAGUACCAAAAUAUCACAAUGUAUUGAAAACAUUGACUACAAAAAUGCGUUGGAUAAUCCAGAACGUUGGAUAAGUGAGACUCCACUGUACUUCCACAGGAGCACCAAGGCAGCCCGGGAGCUGAGAGAGAGACAGAACUUGGAAUGGCUCCCGCAGCACAAGCUGCUCCAGGACGUCUCCACCCGGUGGAAUUCAACCUAUAAGAUGCUGGCACGCAUGGUCGAGCAGCAGAAGGAGGUCCACGGCAUCUCCCUUUCCCCCCUUGCGCCUGCAAGCAAGCAAGAGUGGGAAACCAUGUCCCAGCUGGUAGAUGUCCUGAAGCCAUUCAAAGAUGCCACAGAGACCCUUUCCGAAUCGAGAGCCCUUCUUAGCCAGGCGGUCCCCCUUGUCUUGGGGCUAAAGAGGCACCUUUUUUUUUAGUAUUUAAUCUCAUUUAUUUGACACAAACAUAUGUAUAAUACCAGAUUAUUUCUCAUCACUCACACAUUCCAAAAAGGCAAAGAAUUGUUAGAUUUAUUUAUUUAUUUAUUUAUUUACAGUAUUUAUAUUCCGCCCUUCUCACCUCGAAGGGGACUCAGGGCGGAUUACAAUGAACACAUAUAUGGCAAACAUUUAAUGCCAAAAGACAAACAACAUACAUUAGACAGACUCAGAGGCAUUUUUAACAUUUUUCCAGCUUCAUGAUUCUGGCCACAGGGGGAGCUGUUGCUUCACCGUCCAGUAGUGGCUGUACUUCCUCAUUCCUUUCCUCGUGUUUUGCUGGCAGUUUUAUGGUGUUGUAAAAUAGCCUCCCCGCAUAAAGCGUCCCUAAAUUUCCCUAAUUGACACAUGCAACUGUCUUUCGGGGCUGCAUAGGUCAACAGCAAGCCGGGGCUAUUAAUGGUCGGAGGCUUAACCCGACCCGGGCUUCGAUCUCAUGACCUCUCGGUCAGUAGUGAUUUAUAGCAGAUGGUUACCACAUUAACACCAACUUUCCUUUGUUCCUUUAAGACACAGACAAUGCCCAAUCCUCUUCUUGGCAUAAUGUAAGAAUUGCAGAAAACACUGUCCUUGGUAAACAAAUAUGCCAACCAGGAUUACCCAUUAUAUCAAUUGCUGUUAAAGCAUUGCUUUCUAAUGCUUUGCUGUUGCGUUUGCACGGCUGGGGAAAUGAGCCUACAAAUAAUUAGACUCUUGGUCUACUUUGAAAAAAGUUGAAAAAUAAUAUCUUAGAAGAAUGAUUUUACUGUCCAAUGAAUCCUUUGCAUUGAUAUACUUGUGCACUUUUCCACAGGGAAGCUUACAGAAGAUAUUGAAGAGUUAGUUGAAAGUUGGAGAGACAUUCCACCCCAAGAGAAUAUCUUCUCCAGUGAUGUCUCAUUUAACUAUGAACCACCCUGCCUGACUCACUCCCAAUCAUUUUACAGGGAAAGAGAGUUGUUGGCGGGAAAACGAGACCCAAUAUAGGUGUUUGACGUGGGAGAUUCUUUGCGGAGUCAAUUGAUCAGCUUCAGGAGAGAGAUCGUGUGUGGACUUCGUAACCCCAGUUCCUUGCUUUCCGGAUCAAGUAUUCAAGCCUUUGCCUUACCUUGCUGUUUAUCCACGGACCCUGUUCCUCGCUUCACGUUUUGCCUUGUUUCUAGUCACGGACCUAGUCAAGAACCAAGUUUAUUUCCAGCCUUGUUGUCAAGCUUCAUUGGACUUCUAAGACUCUGACAUUUCCCCACACUAUUGCUUGGCAAAAGUGUGUGUUUCGGUCAAGUGGAUUAAAACUUUGAACUCUAAUAUCAUUUAUUGGACAAUACAUUUUUGGACUAUAUUUGACCUCAUUUGAAAGGUCUGCUUCUGAACUAUAUUCUUCACUUGUUUUUAUUGCUUUUAUAUAUUUCCUUAAUAAAGAUAUUAGAUAUAGAUUGGCCUCCGUGUAAGGUUAUUGGUGCCCAGUAGCCAGGGGUCUGACAGUAUUCGAGCAGCAGUCUUAGUAAGAAUGAUUUUUGUGACUGAUAAUGGACAGACUCUGGAUUAUGACUUGAACUUAUGUAAUUUUAAAUGGAUGUUUUUAUAAUGGAUGCUUUAAUUAUCUGUUUUAACUGUAAUUGUUUUAUAACUGUUGUGUUUUUGGCAUCUACUGACUCCCGGUUGUGUCCAUUAGCAGCCGUUUUUGCAGCCUUUCUUGGGUAUCACCUCAAGAGGGAGGCCUCUUAUGGCUUGGGAUCCGCAGUGCAUAUAUUUUUUAAUAUAUUUUUUUAUUGAAGUUUUACCUUAUAAGAUAGAGUAAAUUAACAUUGAAAGAGUGGGAACAUUUGAUUGUAUAGAAAGUAGGCACCUUGAAAUGCUUGGUGCCGGUCGAACACUGGACUCCCUGGCUGGCCCACUGACACCUCCGGUCCAGGAGGUGGUGGUGAGGUUGUCCUUUGCUAUACAGAAACACCUUGAGCCACUUCUUACCAGCAAGGUCCAUAUGCUGGCGGCUUUGUGCGAUCCUUGGCUAAAGUACACCGUCUACCUCAAAGACUUUACCGUAUGGAAGGCCCAGCUAGUAAACCUUGUGAGGGAGGUCUUUGCUGCCAGGGUGGGGGAAAUGGGCCCAGUGGCCCCUCUACCGGAGAUGCCUGCCACCCCCAGCACUAAUGGAAGUGGCGAGAGUGACAGUCCCGGGGAGCCGGCCGGGGGUUGCCGUAGGGUAAUGGGUCUCCAGCAAUGACAAGGAAAUGCUUUCUUUGCGGAGAUGAUGGCCAUACUAGCCCGCUCAGAAGAUACCUCUUUGCUGGCUUCGGUGCAAAAGGUAGACUCGGCCGAGUGCUUAGUCAACCGGUACUUUGAGGAACCUCCAGAGAUAAUUUCCUGUGAUCCAUUGGCCUACCGGGUUUCACGUGAUCACAUCUGGCCGGAUCUAUCACACGUAGCCCGCCAGUUUCUCAGCUGCCCGCCAACCAGCGUGCAGAGCGAAAGGGUCUUCAGCCUUGCGGGUGAUGUAGUCACACCCCACCGCAGCUUGCUGGACACACAAACAGUUGAGAAACUGGUCUUGAAGGCCAACCUUCCCGUGUUGAAUUUCCCCGAGUUGGAUUUUGACACUCAUUCCUCCUAGAACAACAAUACUCUUCCUUUAAGCUGCUCUGUUUCUGGUUUAUUUUGGCAACUUGGGGGGAGGGGGGUUAGUCCCUUUUCCUUAUGUCCCACACCUCUCUCCUCCGUUCUCCAAAGCUAUCCUAGUUCACAGUUCUCCCUUCCGUCCCCCAGAGUUUUCCUGUCCGUCUUAAUCAUCACACACACACCGUUCUCUGCUUGCGUUUUCGGAGACACCCAUCCCUAGGGGGCAGUCCCUGCAGUUUGUCUAAGUUUUGUUUUGCUUAUUAAGGCUUCGGGUUGGGAAGAAGUAAAUUCAGAUAGAUAUUCAAGGUGAACUUAGUGUAUAAAACCAAUGUAGGAAAUGCAUCCGCUUUGGGUACAGUUUAAAAUAAAUACAGAUUUAAAUCAA